This is a messenger RNA of Mytilus californianus (California mussel), 2091 nucleotides long. RefSeq lists its product as uncharacterized. Bases 105 to 1370 code for a protein of 421 amino acids. The record is from RefSeq and is a predicted model, not a curated record. The transcript is spliced from 5 exons. Lineage: Eukaryota; Metazoa; Mollusca; Bivalvia; Mytilida; Mytilidae.
GGACGGAAAUACGUUGACUAAGAUUAAACUUCAAUGCUGUUUUGAAUGUGGAGCGUUUUAUGUGUUCUGUAAUGGUUGUUUAUAAAAGAAAAAUACGGAUUUAGAUGGGGAGAAGCGGAUGUUUUGACCAAACUCGAGAAGACUGUGCAUUUAACCACUGUCUGGCAAAGUUUCGAGAUGAACAUGGGAACCCGUCAACCAUUAAGACAACAACUGCAAUUCCCUUUAUCACUACAGAUCAAAAUCGGCCAACAAGAAAUGGUCUUGGUGAGUCGCUUGGACUUUUAGGAGGGAAUCUAGCAGUUUAUGUCGGCGCCGGAACUGGGGGAUUUGUUGUUUUAUGUAUUGUAAUUAUUUUAGUACUGUGCCGAUCCAGAAAUGCGGAGAAGCACAAAAGACGGGUAAUAGAGGAAGAUUACAGAGUGGUGGCGACGACAUUGACUAAUGUAAAUGAUUCUGAUGGCACAACAUACGAAGAAUUGUGUAUUGACAAUCCACAUUACAAUCGACACGAAGUCCAACUACCGUAUAAAAAAGACCGUAAACGCUUACCCGGAGUAUCCAACGUAGUUGGCGACACCUUUAAGCGUUGGGUCAGUGUUGAUGCCAACCAACCAACCGCAAAUACAUCUAAAACAUUGACGCAAGCCUCAACAAACAAACCUCUACCUCCAAUUCCAGAUGCAAAUUCAAAAACAUUACCAAGUUAUAAACAGGCGGCCAGUGCAAAAUUAUCACAGUCUAUUGAUGAGUAUACAGAAAUAGGUGGGGAAGUGAAAAGGCGUAGUAAUGUAUAUAAUCCUUUGGAUUCAGAGAAGUUUGGGGAAUCACGUGACAGUCACGGGAUAUACGAAUCACUUAGAGCCAGUAAAAUGAUGGAUAUACAGAAUAAUCGGCCUCCUAUUGGACUUCCGGAUGGAGAAUAUUUUACUUUAGCUAAAGAAGAUGACAAUACUACUCAGAAAGAGCCCAUAUCUCCAGGGGAAUAUAUGAUACUGGCAAAGGAAGAAGAAGAAGAUAGUAGUUCGGAAAACCAAAGGUUGUUACCAUCAAAUGAAAUUGCAGAAAGUAGUUCGGAAAACCAAAGGUUGUUACCAGCAACUGAAAUGGCAGAAAGUAAAAAAGAACACUUGGAAAUGACGCCUUACGCAGAAUCGUCAAGAUCUGUAAUUGAAGAUGAGGCUGACAGUGGAAUCUGCGAGAGUGGUGGACCUAAAAACGAUUAUUACAUUCUUGAAAAAAAUUCCGACAAAAAAGAUCAACCUGAAAAUUCAGAUUAUAUAGAACCAGUAAAAGGUGAUAGACAUUCAUAUAUGCAAGUACUGCCAGAACAUGCAAAACUUUGUCGAAAAAAAGAACUUGAAAAUUAAUUUUCGACGAAACAUUUAACUUUAUUUAUAUAAAACCAUUAUUAUGCCUUGUUAGUUUUACAGAUAUUUAUCAAUAUUGCUUUUUGCGAUAUAAGAUAAAAUUCAUUCAAAAUUGAAAGUGUUUUAGAAAAAAAGAACCGUGAAUUAACAAAAAAUACAUCAAAUCUCACUGAGUGGUACGACACGAAUAUGGUAAUGCAGGUUAUGCCUUCUCUUCAAAUGUUGAAUGCAUGCCGAAUCUGACACUGAUUUUGACUCUGUGCGGGCAUUACACAUUUAUGAUAAAAAAAAAGAUGAUUGCAAAAAAAUGUGUUUACGCAGUUGAAAUAACAUUUCCAAAAGAGUUGUAUAGACAGAGAUUCAGUUUGUCCUUCACUGAAAUUGUUUCACCUUUGAAAACAAUCUAAAUUUUGAAACACAGUCGUUAAUUGAAAAUUGACUUUUUAACAUCGUGGUGUUGUGGUAGCAUGGUCUUGGAAAGUAUUUGGUUCGAUAAUCGAAAUCGAUUGCAUUUUCUGCUUCUCCUCCAAGCAAGUACCAUUCACACUGAUCGUCUCGUUAUCAUAACGAUGUGUCUAAGUAGGGGGCGUAUGUCCUAAUGCGGACUGUAACCAUUAACAAUUUAAAAAAAAGUUGAGUUGAAAAUAUAGAAGACUUGUACAUGAUAUUGUAUAUAUGACGUGUCUAGUUUCAGUUAUAAUAAAUGCAUAAUGCUAACGUA